AUGGCUCAAUUCCACCAACCUUGCUUUUCGUCCUCCAUCCCGCCAGUACAAGUCGAGAUGCAACGCUCUAACCAGCACCACGGCUCUGACCAGAGAAGAAACUCUUCUGCUCACUCUUCUCGUACCAACACUGGCCAGGGAAUGGGUCCAGCCCCUACGAUCUUUACCAACGCAGGUCAAGCAAACACUGGUUUCGCCUCUGCUUCGAACGCUGGACAAACUGGACCUCCUUCCUAUGCUUCUGGUGCCAAUGCUAGCCAAACAGUGUCACCAACCUUCCCCUUCAACCCCAACUUCGAGCACACCAUGUCAUCUGAACGCCCUGAGCUCGAGCACAUGAUUGUGUCCAUCAACCGCCAGAAGCUCGUAAGCGAUGACAUGGAGUGGACCACUCAGUUCCCUCUGAACGAUCUCAGAAACUCGACUACCGGCGACUUCCCUNNGAUCAACCAGCUCUCAUACAGUCGUCUGAUUGGCGAGAUCUCUGACAAGAUCCGUAGCAAUGUCGGAGAAGAAGGUCUAUCUGUCGUUUGGGUCAUGCCUACCAUCAACCAGUUGGGUGUUGUUCGCGACAACGGCUCGCUGAAGGCAGCUGUCUUGGACCACCAGCAUGCGGGCAAGCACAUCAUUCAGCUGUACGUUGUCAGAGAGAAGGGUAAGUCAACAGUGUCUUCCAAUUCCUCCACUACUUGCAGAGAUCUGAUGAGAUACNNAGCCGAGGGUACCGUUCUUCCCGAAGUCUUCACUUCAAAGGUCUUUAUUCUGCCCAAGGCUCCGGCUGUUCCCAAUGGCCUUCUCAGUCCCGAGCCUGGUCAGCAAGAAGACACGCCCAGACCAGCCGCCACUUCCACCUUCGGCAAAGCCUUCGGUCAGUGA
This is a messenger RNA of Aureobasidium musti, 876 nucleotides long. The record is from the annotation of a GenBank genome assembly. Lineage: Eukaryota; Fungi; Ascomycota; Dothideomycetes; Dothideales; Saccotheciaceae.